Messenger RNA from Neogale vison (American mink), 932 nucleotides. RefSeq names its product THO complex 7 (gene THOC7). NCBI's taxonomy places the organism in Eukaryota, Metazoa, Chordata, Mammalia, Carnivora, Mustelidae. Gene Ontology annotation, cellular component: THO complex part of transcription export complex. Bases 52 to 666 code for a protein of 204 amino acids. The transcript has 8 exons. Gene Ontology annotation, biological process: mRNA export from nucleus; mRNA processing. The record is from RefSeq and is a predicted model, not a curated record.
CCGCCGCCGCCAACCGCCGCCUCAGCUUGCGCCGCCGCCGCCGCGCACGCCAUGGGAGCCGUGACUGACGACGAAGUCAUACGGAAGCGUCUCCUGAUUGAUGGAGACGGCGCUGGAGAUGACCGGAGAAUCAAUCUGCUGGUGAAAAGUUUCAUUAAGUGGUGCAACUCCGGGUCCCAGGAAGAGGGAUACAGCCAGUACCAACGUAUGCUGAGCACACUGUCCCAAUGUGAAUUUUCAAUGGGCAAAACUUUGCUGGUAUAUGAUAUGAAUCUCAGAGAAAUGGAAAAUUAUGAAAAAAUUUACAAAGAAAUAGAAUGUAGCAUUGCUGGAGCACAUGAAAAAAUUGCUGAGUGCAAAAAGCAAAUUCUUCAAGCAAAGCGAAUACGAAAAAAUCGCCAAGAAUAUGAUGCUUUGGCUAAAGUGAUCCAGCACCAUCCAGACCGGCAUGAGACAUUAAAGGAACUAGAAUCUCUGGGAAAGGAACUAGAGCAUCUUUCACAUAUUAAAGAAAGUGUUGAAGAUAAGCUGGAAUUGAGGCGGAAACAGUUUCACGUUCUACUUAGUACCAUCCACGAACUUCAGCAAACGCUAGAAAAUGAUGAAAAGCUCUCAGAGGUCGAAGAAGCUCAAGAAAGCACCAUGGAAACAGAUCCUAAGCCAUAGACAGGCUCAUGGUUCACACUUCCCAAGAAUGCAGAAGUAACGACAUGCUCCUAGUACAUUCAGAAUUUGUUGUGUUCUUCAGAUAUUUAAAGUUUUGGCAGAUUAAACUACUUUGCUUUUAAAUAUUAAUGCACAGUUCAUUCCUAUUUCUUUACACAAAGGAAAAAAACGUCACUAUAGAUUUGUUUCUAUUGAAAUGUGUUUUUUAUUCUUAAAAGGUAGGAAGCAAUAUCCAAAAAUGUUUAAUAAAAUGUUUUCAAGGCAGA